Messenger RNA from Laccaria bicolor S238N-H82, 1065 nucleotides. RefSeq lists its product as uncharacterized. Lineage: Eukaryota; Fungi; Basidiomycota; Agaricomycetes; Agaricales; Hydnangiaceae. The coding region runs from base 1 to 1065 and encodes 354 amino acids. The transcript is spliced from 7 exons. Gene Ontology annotation, cellular component: cytoplasm. The record is from RefSeq and is a predicted model, not a curated record.
AUGGCUGCAACUACCAAUUAUCCUCAACGCCAAUUGGGCAGAAAUGGCCCUACCGUCGCCAAACUUGGCUUCGGAACCAUGGGUAUCGGAGCGUUCUACGGUCAAACAACCGCAAGUGAAGAGACUAUUUUGAAGGCAUUGACCUAUGCCGCAGAUAGAGGCUUAACUUUCUGGGACACGGCUGAUAUCUAUGGCAACUCUGAAGCCACGCUUGGAAAGUGGUUCGAGACGACGAACAGACGCAAGGACAUCUUUUUGGCCACUAAAUUUGGCUCCUUCAACCUCGCCAGCACUCCCGACACGUUUGUGUACAGACUUUUUGCCUUCCUUCGCUCGCUUUCUGAGCUGAAGACCGACUACGUCGACCUAUACUACCAACAUCGUGUCGACCCCAAAGUCCCCAUUGAAGUUGUCCUGGAAACCCUCCGCGAGUUUGUGGAGGCGGGAAAGAUAAAAUAUCUUGGUCUGAGCGAGAGCAGCAUCGAGACGCUGAAAAGAGCCAAGAAUGUUAAGGGUCUUGGCGAGAAGGUCAUCGCCGUCCAGAUGGAAUACUCUCCAUUCACAUUGGACAUAGAAUUACCGUGCAAGAGCUUUGCGCAGGAGGCCGAAGAUCUAGGCAUUUCCGUCAUCGCCUACAGCCCUCUUGCCCGUGGUUUGAUAACCGGCCGGUAUCGCUCUCGAGCCGAUUUUGAUCAGGAUGACUUCCGAUUGAUUCUCCCUCGCUGGUCGGAAGAGAACUUCCCUAAGAACCUCGAGGUCGUAGACAAGCUAAAGCAAAUUGCUCAAAAAUACAGUGCUACGCCGUCCCAAGUCACUCUUGCCUGGAUCCUUGCGGAACACCCCACUUGGAUCCCCAUUCCAGGAAGCCGCACCAUUGAGCGCAUCGAAGAAAACGCCCGUGGCGCUGAAAUCGAGCUUUCCGUUGAAGCUAUCAAGGAGAUUCGCGAACUGGUCGAUAAGGCUGAAGUUGCUGGUUCCAGAAACCCUGCUCUUGAUUGGCUCUUGGCUGGUGUGGAGGGCAACUCUCUCCCGCUUGCGGAGUGGAAGGGCGAGCAGAGCACUUAA